GAGCGCACACCAAUGAAGGUGCCGGCCGGACCAUCUCCAGAGACAUAGAGAUGAUAUUAAGACCAUGGUGGGGGCAGGGGGGGCCCAGUAUUCUGGUCUUGUGACUCAGAUAAUGUUCCUGGAGGGGAUAUCCAGCAUUCACGUGACUCCACCACCUUGCAAAGUGUGUCACCAUUUACAUUUUGUUAGAAACUUGCAGCAAUUGGUAGGAUACUCAGGCUGGUCUCAUGUGUACUACUAUUAGGGGAAUUUUGCAGGUGGGGAGGUGAGAUCUGUACUAAAGGCAGGGCCUCUGGAGUCUGAAUUAGAGCUCCGCUACUGUGUGACUUUGGGUGGUUUCCUUAACCUCUCUGAGCCUUGGUUGCCUCGUCUGGAAAAUGAGGGUGACCACUGCUGUAUGGGGUAAGGUCUGUUAAAGGAGCUUGUGAAACCCAGGCUGCGCAGUCAGUGCUGUGGGGUGGGGCCUCCCAGUCUCCAACUGCAGACAGGGGCCAGGUCAGUCUUUAUUGUGAGACAUUGUCCUGAGCUUUGUAGGAUGUUUAGCAGCAUCCCUCCCUUCUCCCCACUGGGGGUCAGUAGCGCCCUGCCUCCUUGGAACAACCAGGAACAUCAGAUAUCCCCAAACAUCUGUGGGUUGGGGUGCCAGACAGUCCUCUGGGUGAGAGCCACAAAAGACAAAAGCCUGCAGGAGCAAGGCCUGGACUGUCAGGUUGGAGGUCAGCUGUGGCCUUCGACCCACAGGGCCUUUGCCAAAUGGCAGCAGCAGCUGAUGGCCAUGAAGGUCCUGCAGAGGAACUGUGCCGCCUACCUCAAGCUGCGGAACUGGCAGUGGUGGCGGCUCUUCACCGAGGUUUAUCCGGCCCAGAGGAUGCUGUGUCUGGUUAUUACACAGACGCACAGCUGGUGACUGAAUCUGCGCAGCUGAGAACAUCUGGGUCUGGGUCACACUCAGCCAGAGGGAGACUCCUGGCCCUUUCUCGUCCUUCAUCUCCUUCAAGCAGGACAUAUUUACUGGGUACCUACUGCCGUCAGUGAGGAACACACCAUUUCUUGUAUCUUCUAAGGAGCCUCAGUGUCCCAAAGUCCUGGACAAAAGGUGAAGCCACACUUUCUUCCAGCCUGAAUCAAAUCGCAAGCUGAAGGGAGGACGCUGACAUCCUGCUGCUGGCACCAUGACAUCAGAAACCAGCAACGACUGCCCAGAGAACAAAAGCUUCUUUGAUGAUGUCACUGACUAUUUCUGGGACGAAGUGAGCAGGGAUGAACUGCAACUCCUGCUGACUAAAGUUGAAGCCUGGGAGAGUUUUAUGUCUGCGGCUGGUUUGUCCAGGGAAGAGGCAGACGCACUGCGUGAAUACCUGAACAAGCUGAAUGGAGAAUUGGUCCUGAAUGACAAAGACAUGCUGCAAAAAGAGCAGCUGGAUAGGGAGAGGUUUUUGAGGGAGUUCCCUCGGGUCAAACUGGAGCUUGAGGAAUGCAUAGGAAAGCUCCACGCACUUGCAGACAAGGUGGACAAGGUUCACAGGGACUGCAGCAUCUCCCAGGUGGCGGCCACCUCUGCUGGUGCUGCGUCUGGCAUCCUGACCAUCCUUGGCCUGGCUCUGGCCCCUGUGACAGCGGGGGUCAGUCUGGCACUUUCGGCAACUGGGUUAGGGCUGGGGGCCGCAGCUGCUGCGACCAGUGUGACCACCAGUGUCGUGGAACGUGUUAUCACUUCAUCAGCUGAAACAGAAGCCAAUGACCUGACGUCAACUGUCAUUGACAAAGAGGAGGUGGCUGCAGGGGCUCCUGGUAAACACGCAUCCAAACUUGUUCCCUCAACACAGAAUAUCUUCCAAGCCCUGCAAGGCAUUGGGAAGAACGUCCGUGCCAUCAAAGUGGCCAAAGCCAACCCUCGCUUAGCCGCCCACGCCAGGGACUUUAUGACCACUGGGGGAGUCUCCCUCCGAAGAAGCAAGCAGGUGAGGAAAGCCUUUGGAGGCACGGCUCUGGCAAUGACCAGAGAGGCCCGCAUCAUGGGUAUGGCCACCGCAGGUGUCACCCUUCUGCUGGAUGUGGCCUCCCUGGUGAAAGAGUCACUGCACCUGCAUGCGGGGGCAAAGACGGAGUCGGCUGAGCGGCUAAGGCAGCGGGCCCGGGAGCUGGAGAGCAGGUUGGAGGAGCUCACCCGGACCUACGAGAGUCUGCAGUAGGGCCCAACCCAGAGCAGUGCAGGGAGCAGGGGCCCGCGCGGGGCCAAGGCAUGGAGGUACCUUGUUAGAGGGAAGAAGAGGGUGAGAUUAAAAACAGAAGUCAGGGUUGCCAAGGAGGCAGGUGGUGGGAAGGGACUGGGAUUUCAAAAUGUAGAAUAGAUAAACAA
This is a messenger RNA of Vicugna pacos (alpaca), 2359 nucleotides long. Lineage: Eukaryota; Metazoa; Chordata; Mammalia; Artiodactyla; Camelidae. The record is from RefSeq and is a predicted model, not a curated record.